Messenger RNA from Pseudoliparis swirei, 4047 nucleotides. It is a transcript of the gene smcr8b, whose product is annotated as Smith-Magenis syndrome chromosome region, candidate 8b. Lineage: Eukaryota; Metazoa; Chordata; Actinopteri; Perciformes; Liparidae. Gene Ontology annotation, molecular function: GTPase activator activity. Gene Ontology annotation, cellular component: guanyl-nucleotide exchange factor complex. The record is from RefSeq and is a predicted model, not a curated record.
GCUUUCGCAACAGAAGCGAGCCGGUGCCGGCGCGGCGUCCGUCACGUGGCUAAAUAUAGGCGUCGAGGCUUCAGUCCGCCGGUCAAAUACGUGACACAGAGAGGCGCAGGUCCCGGGACAAAGGUCAGCGAACCGUGUGACUGCCGCCCGCCGGGGAGUUUCGCUUCUCCGUUAAGUUUCUCGGAAGCUGACUCACCGACUACAAAACCGAGACGCACCGGAUUACUGCGAUGUUCGGUACCCGGUGCUGAGGAGACCCUCCAUGGGUUGAACCCCCCUCAUGGUCUGAAGAUGAUCGGGUCUCCGGACCUGCUGGCCUUCACCGGCACUGAGGGGUUCGGGGAAGGGGAGGAGGACCGGGAGGCUCUACCGGAAGAAUUCUCGGUCCCCCGUUUACCUCCAUCCAACCCCUGGACCUCCUGCGCCCAGUUCCACAGGGACUUCAUCCUGGUGGCUGAAUUCUCAGAGCAGGUGGGACCCAAACCGGUCCUGACGAUACCGGACGUCCCCGGGGUCAUCGGGUCGUUUGACCUCAACCACUUCUCCGUUCGCAUCAUGUCGGUGGACUACCAGGCGUCCGGCCCCUGCCAGGCCCCUCCCACAUCCCCCGGGCCCCGCCUCAACUUCAGCGAGGACUCCAAAGUGGUCCUGGGAGACUCGGCGGAGGACGCGUUCGCGUACGUCCAACACGUGACCCUGUACGACCUCGAGGCCCGGGGCAUGGUGCGUCCCUUCUGCAUGGCCUACGUGUGUUCGGACCAGAGGAAGCUGAUGGAGAACUUCUCUGAGCUGUCGACGGGCUUCUCCAAGGCCUCCGAGAGCCUCAAGACGGGAAACAGGCAGGCGUUCUCCUCGGAGCUGCAGAGGAGAUUACAGGAGCUCGAGUACACGAGGUUGACUCUGCUGCAGGAGACGGAACCUCCGAUGGCGCCCAGCGGGUCCACGGGGGAGGAAGGGAAGGAAGACGAGCUCCACGCCGUAGAGCGUUCAAUCUCGCAUCACAGAGACCUCGUCCGCCAGGUCACUUCCUACCCAAACAGGAAGCUGAAACACCCUGACUUCCUGCCUUACGACCCCGCCGACUCCCUCGCCGAUCCGAUUGCGUCGCUGCCUCCUGAGCGCUGCCCCUCCCCCUCCCCCUCCUCCUCCUUCUCCUCCUGCUGCUCUGCCUCCUGCAGGUCUGAGCGCCGCCUGAAGCCUCUGGAGGAGCUCUGCCACGACUACUUCCUGACGCUGAUGAAGGAGCAGCUCGCCGACACGGAGCGCCGCCUGCGCGGCAACGGGAGCGCGCUGCGCACCGCUCGCGCCGCGCGCCCGCUGUCCAGAGGGAGCGCGCUCGUCAACUUCCUGUUCGACGCGUGCGGCCCGGAGGACGCCGACGAGGAGGAGGAGGAGGAGCGGGAGAGCGCCGAGGCGACGGCGGGUAAGAGCGGCGCCGAGGCGUUCCGGUCCGAGCCGAUGAGCCUGGAGUCGUUCUUCUCCUGCGUGGAGGAGAUCUCCAUCAAACUGGAGGCAGGAGAAGCCGGAGCGCUGACCCCUGACCCCGAGAUGACGGGGAGCAUGAGCAGCGGCGACAGCAUCGAAGUGCUCGGGACCGAGAAGUCCUACCGAACGCAGCAAGUCGGCGCCGGAUCUGACGGCACAGAAACGCCAGUUGCCAUGGCGGACGCCUGUUGCAGGCGAGCCGCGGCAGAUUCAGGCGCCAGAGGCGGGCGAGCGUACGCCAGGCGAGGCAACAGCGAGGACAGCAUCGAGGUGCUGAGCACCACCGAGUCCAUCUGCCCGGACGACCUCACCGCCAUCAUGGAGGAAGAGGCGGAGCUCCAGCCUCUGAGUAGCAGCGUUGAGGAGGAGGAGGAGGAGGAGGAGGAGGAGGAGGAGGAGGAGUCACGGGCCCAGUGUCGACGUGAGGAGAAGACAGCGGCUGCAGCGACCUCAGAGAACGAAGAAGACGACGGCCGUGUUGACGGAGAAGAGGCCGGAAAGCGGAUCGCCGUUAGUGGGGAGGUCCUCGUGAAGAAGAAGGGGAAGGCCGGUGAAGGGAUGAAGAGCAACCGGAUCGAUGAAGACCACCGAGACAUGUCCAAACGACUGCGAGUGGAGUCGGCGCCUCAUUGGUCCGUGCCGCCGCCCCGCCCCCCUCCCCCCGGCGCCGAGGCGGACCGCUGGUCUCCGCCCGGCGCUCCUCUCCGGCGGCUGAGCGUGGACGAGGGCUCCGACAGCACCAGCGUCGCCGGCUCCUCGGACCGGCUCUCCCUCGCCCGCCGUCAUCGGAGGAGGAGGAAGGCGGGACUCCGAGCGCUCAGGUUCCUCAAACAGAACUCGUUCUCCCAGCACGCCGUGUUCUGCCUCCUGAGCGGUCGGCCGCUGGUCGUCGUCGGGGACGGGGGUUUGGUCCGGAAGCUGGUGGAGGCGCUGAGCCUCUUCCUGCCCGCCGCCGGUCCCGACGGAGCCGCCGUGAUGACGCGCUUGACCUCGCCGCUCCAGCUGAGCGACCUGCUCACCUGGAGGCUGAUGGGCAUCCACAGGUGCUCCUCCGGCUCCUCGGCCGGCGUCGUCCACUCUCUGACCCGCUACAGUCGCUACUUGGCGCUGCUGGACCUGGACCAGAGGACGCUGCGCUGCCCGUCCUACUGCGGCUCUCUCGUGGGCCGGCUGGCCGACCCCCGCACCGGCAUCAGCCGCGGCCUCACCUACCUGCUGCACCUGGAGGGCGGCCUGACCGCGCUGGCCCAGCAGGCCCUGCUGCACACCUUCAGCCCGCGCGGCGACGGCGGCGUUGGCGGCGUUGGCGCAGAAGGAAAGGACGCCGCGACCACGACCACGCGAGCGCCUUGCAGCAGCGAGCACGAUUUGAGAGUGAUGCACUUCCUGUGCGACCUCAUCAAGCGGCGCCACGCCGGACGUGGACCGCCGGUUUUGAGGAUCUCGUACAACUCGAUGCAGCUGCACAGGAACACGUACGCAGCGUAGCACUGCACUCGCAUACUCAUAAAGGAGGUCGAGAAUAAUAAUAUUGACAACCAAAUGCAGUGAGCAAUCACGCGUGUAUGUUUUUAUCUGCAGCGUUGAAUGAUUUUUACAGUUUUAUAUUUGUAUGCCGUGGGUCACGUCUCUUUGGAUUACUGAACACAAAUGAUUCAAGGCAUCGCAACACAAUUUGGGAAAAAUGUAUGGCUCUAGUUUCUGGCUUAGUUUUCCCAUUAAUGCAUUUCAUUAAUCGGGACUACAGAUGAACAAUAGCCUCUUGGCUAACUGACACAUUUACAGAAAUGUGUUAUGAAUGUGCACUGUCCCUUAUAAACCAAAGUAAAAAACAAAACGAAAAUGAAAACAAUACAUGAAAUAUGAAAAUGCAAAAACAUAAAUGCGCUUGAUUCUCCUGAAACAGCAACACCGUGUUGUUUUUUGUUGCGCGAUGAUUUGAAUUCUUGAGCAGUAGCUCCUCCCACACACAACUCACACGCGUCAGCGUUUCCACGGUAACGGUUCCUUUAUGUGACGUCGCGGAGCGCAGAACCAGAGUUUGUAAUAGGAGGCAUAGACGGAUUAAGAAACCACGGGCCCCUGGGCCUGGACGUGUCAAGGCCCCCCCCCCCCCCCGUCCGCAAAAAAAAAAAAAAUACAAUAAAGGUUUAAAAAAAAAAAAACUUAUCGUGAACUUGCCUGUCUCCAGUUUACUAACUUUAAAUAUUCGAUAGUUGUAACUAGUGUUGUCAGUUUAACGGUGUUCAUUUUUUUAUCGCGAGUUUACCGCGAGAUUUUUUUUUUUAUAAACUGUUCAAAAUAGUUUUUUUAAGCUCAUGUAAGGAAUCUCACUUGUCCCAGUUAAGGCCUACCAGUAAAACCUAUUUAAAGGAGCAUACAGUGAAAUGUUAUGAUGUGUUAUGAUUGAGGGGCUCCAUUCAGACAGAUCAGGGGUGGAUAACAUCAUAAUGGGGUCUUCAUGAAGAACAACUUUACAGAAAUACAUAAACAGCGCAUUUGUGUGUGUUGGGGGUGCUUAGACAGAGCUCUACUGCUAUUGUUUUGCACUUGCUUUUUGGA